Medicago truncatula (barrel medic) is the source of this 1113-nucleotide messenger RNA. RefSeq names its product transcription factor MYB87. The transcript has 3 exons. NCBI's taxonomy places the organism in Eukaryota, Viridiplantae, Streptophyta, Magnoliopsida, Fabales, Fabaceae. The record is from RefSeq and is a predicted model, not a curated record. The coding region runs from base 1 to 1113 and encodes 370 amino acids.
AUGCCUUCAUCGUCCGAUACUAAUAAAAGGUUGAAGAAAGGAACAUUAUGGUCAAAAGAAGAGGAUGAAAUAUUAAAAGCAUAUGUUGAAAAACAUGGAACCGGAAAUUGGAAAGAGGUAUCAAAGAACACGGGACUUGCACACUGUGGAAACAGUUGCCGUUUUAGAUGGUAUAAUACUCUACGACCUGAUUUAAGAAAGGGUCCAUUUAGCAAAGAAGAAGAAGAAAAAUUCUUUGAGUUAUUUUCUAAGUUUGGUGAGUUCAAAUGGUCUAAGAUGGCUCUCGAGAUGCCUGGAAGAACCGAUAAUGACAUCAAGAACUUUUGGAACGCAAGAAAAAGAAAACAUCAAAGACAUUGCUUGUCACCCUUCCCUGACAACAACAUGGAACUGGUUGAUGGUUUGAAUAGUAGUAAUGGAAAAAGAAUAAGGAAUUCACAAGAAAACAAAUUUAAGAUACCAGAAGUAAUUAAAUUUGGUAAUCAAAUUCUGCAUACAAACUUAUUUGAUGAUUCAAAUAUGUUCUUCAAUAAUGUGGGAAGUACUUCUACAUGCAAUCAUACUACUUCUACAUUGAUUGAUAGGGAUGGCGUUGGAACUUCUACUAUAUCCAUUCCAAAUAUGGGCUAUCCUCAGAAUCCACAACCUAUGGAGACUCAAUAUCAGUUGUCACAAUCAAUUUCUCCAUAUAAAAGUGGUUCAUUGGAGUCUAUGUUAUAUACACAAGAGAAUUGGGAAAGCUUGGAUACUAUUCGCAUGCACUUUGAGACAAAUUUGGUUGAUGAGAAAGGGAAGAAGCAAAUUUCUUCGGAGAGCGAUGUUGAAGUAAACCAUGACGACAUAAUGAAUCCGGAACUUUGGGAUGACAUGUUCAGCACAUUAGUGAAUGACGAUGACAAUAACUUGCAUGACAAGCUUCCAUACGAUGUUAGUGAUGCCUUAGACACUUGCAUGGCAAUGCAGUCAGAUCUGCCUCCACUCCCACUACCUAUGGAGACUCAACAUCAGAUGUCAGAGAUAAAUAACUGGAAGAAGGCAAUUGCUUUGGAGGAAGGUGUUGAUGAAAACCAGAUCAUUUUCUUUGAGGAUUACUUAUACGGUUAUUUGGUUUGA